Molecule: messenger RNA, 1396 nt
Organism: Olea europaea var. sylvestris
Lineage: Eukaryota; Viridiplantae; Streptophyta; Magnoliopsida; Lamiales; Oleaceae
Product: protein SENSITIVE TO PROTON RHIZOTOXICITY 2-like
Exons: 1
Coding region: 54-1073 (339 amino acids)
Biological process (GO): response to aluminum ion; response to acidic pH
Source: RefSeq, a predicted model, not a curated record
CAUAUACUCGUAAAGCUGCACAAAUUGUAGAAAAUUGGCUUUGUUCUUUCAAGAUGAUUACAGAAGCCAUUUCAUAUAACCCUAAUGAGCCACAAAUCUUGCCAAUAUAUGGUGAUUCUCAAGAUCAAGACAACAUGGUUGAAACAAAUUCAGACACACACACAAGCUCUUUCCUUGACAACCUGACCAUCCUUAAGGAAAAGGUUCAUCAAGUACAAUCAUUGGCUAGCAUCUUCUUGUUAUUACCACAUCACGUCCAGCCACCGGAGUCGACCCUAGUCGGGAUCCCAACCAUGGUUACCCUAAUUCAAGAAAUUGUAGUCACUGCAUCAUCUAUGAUGUUCACAUGCCAGCAGAUGGCCAUCCGGACACCCCUCAGUCAAGUUAAUAGCGAUGAAUUGCAUCCGGGACAACCCAAGUCAACCGAUGGUCCGUUGACUCAAUCGGACCUAGAAGGGCAGGAUUUCUAUUCCAAUGAAACAUUUGAUUGGUAUUGUGCAAACUAUGAGAAUCCUAUUCCAUCUGCUAAGAAUGAAGUUUGUAAAGAGGAAUUGCUUUCGACGACGGAGAAUUAUGAUAUCGUCGAAUUGGACGCUGCACAUUUAUUAGCAAAAUAUACACAUUAUUGUCAAGUUUGUGGCAAAGGGUUUAAAAGGGAUGCAAAUUUGAGGAUGCACAUGAGGGCUCAUGGGGAUGCAUACAAGUCUAAGGAUGCUUUGUGCAAUCCCAUAAAACAUAAUGGGAAUUCGAGUCGGGUUGAUGACAUUUUGCCGAGAAAAUAUUCGUGUCCUCAAGAAGGUUGCAGAUGGAACAAGAACCACGAGAAGUUUCAACCAUUGAAAUCCAUGAUUUGUGUGAAGAAUCACUACAAGAGGAGCCAUUGUCCUAAAAUGUAUGUGUGCAAACGCUGCAACACGAAACAGUUUUCGAUUCUAUCUGAUCUGCGCACACAUGAGAAACAUUGUGGCGACCUUAAAUGGCAAUGCUCAUGUGGUACAACAUUUUCUAGGAAAGAUAAGCUAAUGGGCCAUAUUUCCUUGUUUGUUGGGCACUCUCCCGUAAUAAAUACGUAGACUACGGGGAAUGACUGAAGGUGUAAAGCAAUCCAGGAUGAAAAUGACCAUGUCAUGCUGGAUGGGCAGCUCGACCAAGUUUACAUUUCUAAGAAUGGAGCUCAAAGUGCAAUUAGAUGACAUGUAAAUUACUGGAAGAGUCAUGUUAGUAUAAUGCCACUGUUGUCCCUGUAAUGUUGUGCAUGCUACUAUAUUAUUGACUUAUAAUGCCUUUGUAUUUUGACUUUGCAAUCACAUCCAGAUAGUUCAAUUGUUUCUUGAACAUGUAAUUAAAAUGUAUGUGACAUCUUAUGUUUCAAAGUGAUAUUUUCCCGUUUAUUUUA